CGUUCUUACAGGGCGUUAUCCUCUGAUCGCCACCGCAUCCAUUUGAACUUAGUAAUAGCUCUACUGCUGGCGCAGAUCUUAUUUCUCACAGGAAUUAAAGCAACUGAACACGAGACGCUGUGUAAAGUCAUUGCGGGCGUACUUCAUUAUCUCUACAUGGUGUCAUUCACAUGGAUGUUGAUCGAAGGUGUUCACCUUUACCUUAAAGUUGUCAAAGUAUUUGGCAUUGAAAACAUCAAAAUCAGACAGUACUAUAUCAUAGGAUGGGGCUUACCAGCGCUGAUUGUUGGAGUUGCUGCCAUUAUCAAACCAUACGGAUAUGGCACCAAUCACGUAUGCUGGCUUUCUCUUGACGAUGGUUUCGUUUGGGCGUUCCUUGGUCCAGUUAUUGCUAUAAUAGCUAUAAACAUCUUUAUUCUGGCGGCUGUCAUUAAAACUGUUGUAGCGUCAGCUUCGACAAUGAAGAGUUCAGACCAUUCGCACAUUAUAGCUGGGAUAAAAGGAGCUUUGGUUCUUAUGCCAUUGAUGGGUACCACGUGGGUGUUUGGUCUCCUGGCCGUCAACAGAGACACGUUGAUAUUCCAAUACAUAUUCAGUAUCGCAAACUCUUUACAGGGUUUGCUAAUCUUCCUUUUGCAUGUUGUGUUUAACAACGAGGUCCGCCUCGCCUUCAGAAGACACUAUGAAAAGAAGCAAUUGUCGAAAGAGUCUGGAGAUUAUAACAAUUCAAUGAGCCACAGUAACGAGAGUGAUAAUAAAUUAAAGACAUUGGGAAAAUCAUCGUCUAACAGCAGCAUGUCAGGACUUGUAAGACUUAAAGCUCGAUUAUCAAUGAGUUUAAUGCCAAGGACUUCGCGUGUUGUCACUGUUCAGCCAAUCAAUAGCAUCGAUAAAGACGAUGGCCUGCAGGUAAACAGGAAAUUUCACCAGAAGUCCCCAUCCAGUGAGGUGUCUGGUUUGAACUCUCCAUCGGAGUUGGAUUCAUAUUCCAAGCCACCGUUGCACAAUCCACUGAGGAAAGGGAAAAAUGCAGGCUCACGACUUUAGCAUAACACACAAUACUCUUAAUGUCAAUUCUCUGAUUACGUCUCCAGGGGGAGGGGGUAAUGCAGAAAAAAAUAGCAAUUAGUCGUUAGGAAUGGAGGGGGGAGGGAUGGCGGGUUGUGUCUCAACUCUUUUCUUUUUCUCGACCUUCUCCCUGGAGAUCUCCAUGUGUAAUAUAAGGCGGAGGGGUGGAUUCCCCGCCCAUACCACAGAAACACAGUAAAGUGGUCCCUCUCCAGUUAUAGGCGUUUAUAUAUUAUAUCUUAAGGGUGUACUUACAUACACUUAUAUACAUUCAUGUAGCGCGCAGCGUUUUAUAGCGAGCACCUAGAUGGAUUAUACUCUAGUAAAUGUCAACUAAAUUGUUGAUGAUAGAAUUAUAGACCAGUAACGAAAAGAAUUAAUCCAUUCUGCUCAUAAGACUGUAAUCACCUCUCAUUACCAGAAGAAAGACAAACAAAACACAUCUGAUAAACGAAGUGUUCCGUAAUGCAGUAUUUCUUUUUAUAACCGUUAAUGUUCUCUGUUCAGUUGAUUUGCGAAGUACUAGAAAGACCUAGAAAGACGCAGGGUUGAUGUAGCGUAUAGAAAAACGAAUCUUAGAGACUGUUCCAGCUCAGUCCAUCUCACGCCUUAAUUACGUGUGGCAUAAUUGUAACAUGUUCAAUAUCGACACGCGCGCGUCGCUUGUGUCAAGUGAGGUACGUCGUUUUAAUAUCAGACUAAAUAAUAGAAGAAAAACACAGUGUAAGAUUUUGCAGAAACCUUGUAUUUUGUUGUUAGAAAGAAGAAUUCUUAUUUAAUUUAGGCUACAUGCACAGUAGAAAUGUUUUGCUAUUGACAUCAAGAACAUUUUAAAUAACUUGAAUUCAUACAAUUGUMGAGAUGUGAAAACCUACCAAUAAAGAAUCAAACCUUUUGUUUA
Messenger RNA from Exaiptasia diaphana, 1969 nucleotides. Its product is annotated as adhesion G-protein coupled receptor D1. Gene Ontology annotation, molecular function: G protein-coupled receptor activity. The annotation marks the transcript as partial. The record is from RefSeq and is a predicted model, not a curated record. The transcript is spliced from 12 exons. Gene Ontology annotation, biological process: cell surface receptor signaling pathway; adenylate cyclase-activating G protein-coupled receptor signaling pathway. Lineage: Eukaryota; Metazoa; Cnidaria; Anthozoa; Actiniaria; Aiptasiidae. Gene Ontology annotation, cellular component: membrane.